This is a messenger RNA of Eucalyptus grandis, 720 nucleotides long. RefSeq lists its product as uncharacterized. Gene Ontology annotation, biological process: regulation of defense response to fungus. The record is from RefSeq and is a predicted model, not a curated record. Bases 1 to 720 code for a protein of 239 amino acids. The transcript has a single exon. Lineage: Eukaryota; Viridiplantae; Streptophyta; Magnoliopsida; Myrtales; Myrtaceae.
AUGGUGUUGAUCACCGUCGUGUGCUGCAGCCCAGAGAAGAUCCGGCAGAUGAUCAUUCGCAAGGGUGGUGAGACGGUGCAGGGCGUUGAGAUCCUACUCGACAAGCCCAAGGAGCCUGAGAAGAAGCCCGAGAAACCGCCGGGAACCCCGAAGGUUACCGAAGUCAGGGACGUUGGGCAGCCAGAUAAACCUAAGGAUAAAACAAAGACCCAAAGAAAAGAAGAAAAGCACAAGCCACCUGCUCCACUGAAGCCUCUACAGGAGGUGCCCGAACCGCUGCCCCAGAAGGUGCCAAUUCCGGUGGCAGGCUACCCACCAAUGCCAGUAUCUUCGAUGGUGCCGGUGUCUCCAAUGGUGGGUGUUUGUUGUUGUCCACCAGGUUAUGGAGGGUAUGGUGGGAGACCAUGCUAUUGUGGGCGGAGGAGGCCAGUGAUGUGCUUUGAUGGAUGUGGGAGACCAGCUGAUGAGUGUCAAGGUGGGAAUAAAGGUUCCUAUCAUUGGCAGGGGAGGCCAGUGUUGUGCGAUGAUGGAUGUGGAAGACCGACCGGUGAGUGUCAAGGCGGGAAUAGAGGUUUCUAUCCUUGGCAAGGGAGGCCAGUGAUGUGCGAUGAGGGGUGUGGAAGUCUGGCUUGUGAGUGUCCGGGUGGGAAUAGAGGUUACUACGUGAGCCGAUGUGAUUACUUAAGUGAAGAAAAUGCCGCCGGAUGCACCGUCAUGUGA